AAAAAACAUGAAGUAUGGCUUAUGCCUAUUUCUAAAAACUAUCAAGAAUAUUCAAUCAUAUACCAAACAAACCACAUACUUGCUCAACCCAAAUUAUGCAAAACCUUCAUCAACGACGUUUAUUAUCAUUAUCACAAAUCGUAAUGCUAUAUACAAAUAAGUUUGGCAUAAAAUUAUUACUUAUUUUUAUAAUGAGCAACAUAAUAAAUUAUCCUAAAAUCACAACACGACAUUUUAAUAACUGCUAAUAACACAAUUAUUAGCUACUAUAAUUCAUCAAAUUACAAUUACUUACAAAUAUCCAUCAUUGCAAAACAAAAAUAAUAUUAACACCAGCAAAAAGUUUGAGAGAAGUUUUAAAAUUUUGAAAUAGGCCAACAAUUAUAUCUUGGGCCAAAAAGAAAUCUAAAGGAAAUUUUGCAAUUUGAAGAUUUGAUUUUCAAAAUCUCCCAAAUACUAGAUAAAUACUUUGACCAAACAGAUAUUUGUUUUGAUUUGAUUUUUUUUUUUUUUUUAAAAAAAAAAAAUUCAAAAUCUAUGAUCAAAUGGGAAGGUUAUUGUCUUUGUUAAUGCGAAUGUCCAAAUAACACCAUUUUUUUUUUAGAAAAAAAAUAAAAUUACCAACAACGUUUUAUGUCCAUAAUAAAUUGAUGUUUGAUUGAAAUAAUUCUUUAAAACAGAUAUUUAAUGUGAAUUUACUUUGGCGUUAAAACAAUAAUAAAGAAAAAAAAAGAUUUUUCUUUCUUGUUCUUAGCUUGGGGUUACUAACUGCCACCGACUUAAGGGGAACAUGAAUAUAAACGGCUACUUGUGACUUGUGACUUGUGCCUUACGCAUCAUUCAAAUAUUUCAUACUCCUCAGAAUCCCUAUCCCUCUUUCCCCUCACUAAACAGUUCUUCCAAGAAGAAGAAGAUAGGCACCAUCAUCAUCAUCUCAAAGAAGAAGAAGAACGCAAAGCUCUUCGAAAUUUGAAUUUUCAUAAACUGGAGUGAAAAUGAACGAUCUCAUGACGAAAUCGUUCGUAAGUUAUGUGGAAUUGAAGAAGCAAGCCCAUUUGGAUCUUGAAACGGAGAGGGAUUUGGAGAUGGGCCAACUCAGCCGCGCUGAUGAAGACAAUCUUUCCAACUUCUUCCACGAAAUCGAGGCAGUGAAGGCGGGUGAUAUUGAAGAGAUCACUAAUCUCUUGAUCGAUCUUCAGAAUCUGAAUGAAGAGGCUAAAACUACUCAUGGUCCCAAAGUUCUUCGUGGCCUUAGAGAUCGAAUGGAUUCUGACAUGGUCUCUGUCCUUCGCAAAGCCAAGAUUGUCAAGGCAAAACUUGAAGCACUUGACAAAUCCAAUGUGGCUAAUCGCAAAUUAUCAGUGGCAUAUGCAGAAGGCACUGUGGUUGAUCGGACGAGGGUGAACAUGACUAAUGGAUUGAGGAUCAAGCUUAGGGAUAUUAUGAAUGAUUUUCAGACCUUGAGAGGAAAAGUCUUGUCAGAUUACAAAGACUGCCUCAGGAGAAGAUAUUACAACGAGACGGGCCAAGAGCCAACAGAGGAAGUGAUUGAGAAGAUGGUUUCAGGAGGAAGCGGGAAAGUUGAAAUAUUUGCAGCAAAUAAGGAGAUGAAUCUUGAUGACAAAGACAGGCACGAGGCUGUAAUGGACUUAAAGAAGAGCCUGGACAAACUUCAUCAGGUCUUUCUUGAUAUGGCGGUUCUUGUAGAGACUCAAGGCGAACAGAUUGAUGACAUUGAGCAUAACAUGGCCAUUGCUGGAAGCUUCAUCAGUGGUGGAACCAACAGUCUUUUCUAUGCUAAGCAGCAGCAGAAGAAGGGAGUGGCAUGGUUAUGUUGGGUAUGGGCUGUGGUGCUGAUCAUUUUGAUUGUCUGCUUAAUUGCUACGUUGAUCUCUUGAUGAACUUGGAAACACAAUGUCAUUUCAGUUUAGUUUCUGCCAUGUGAGGCAACUGUUAUUAGGAUUCGCCUCUGUAAUUCCUCUCAUUUGAUCUCUCUGAGCUUGAGUAUUUACCAUUCUUAGAGAUAGCUGGAAAUGAUGUUCUGAAUGCAACAAUCAUAAUGUACGAUUCAUUUCAUAUUGAAUCAAAAACUAGAACUAGCAUUCUUUA
Molecule: messenger RNA, 2109 nt
Organism: Capsicum annuum
Lineage: Eukaryota; Viridiplantae; Streptophyta; Magnoliopsida; Solanales; Solanaceae
Product: syntaxin-112
Exons: 2
Coding region: 996-1898 (300 amino acids)
Biological process (GO): intracellular protein transport; exocytosis; vesicle fusion
Cellular component (GO): plasma membrane; endomembrane system; SNARE complex
Molecular function (GO): SNARE binding; SNAP receptor activity
Source: RefSeq, a predicted model, not a curated record